Molecule: messenger RNA, 594 nt
Organism: Caenorhabditis briggsae
Lineage: Eukaryota; Metazoa; Nematoda; Chromadorea; Rhabditida; Rhabditidae
Gene: Cbr-tmbi-4
Product: Protein CBR-TMBI-4
Exons: 4
Coding region: 1-594 (197 amino acids)
Biological process (GO): negative regulation of apoptotic process
Cellular component (GO): membrane
Source: RefSeq, a predicted model, not a curated record
AUGAUUCUUCCGGCCCUCACCUUGUAUACUUCAUCUGGAUAUCUUCAGGUUGACUCUGUUGAGAAUGAAUGGUUCCACGUGACGAGCGGAUGGGUCGUCUUCCCAAAUUUGAUGGGCUCGAUCGCGCUGAUCAUUGCUCUUCAUGUCUAUGCUCGGGAGGUCCCUCUCAAUUACGUGCUCUUGGCCGCGUUCACAGCAGUACAGGCACUCACUAUGGGAUGUGUUGUCACCCUCUUCGAAGCCAAGGUUGUGCUCGAAGCCGCAGUUAUCACUGGAAUCGUUGUGGCCUCCCUCUUUGCCUACACUCUUCAGAAUAAACACGACUUCUCCGUUGGCUACGGAUGUAUGGGAUCGCUUUUGAUGGUUCUUCUCUGGGCAGGAAUUUUCCAGAUCUUCUUCAUGUCACCCGCCAUGAACUUUGUGAUCAACGUCUUUGGAGCCGGUCUCUUCUGUGUUCUUCUUGUCAUUGAUUUGGACCAAAUCAUGUAUAAAUUCAGCCCAGAAGACUACAUCUGCGCCUGCGUUGCUCUCUAUUUGGAUGUUCUCAACCUCUUCAUCCGUAUCCUCCAAAUUGUUGCCGAGGCUAACAAGUAA